Molecule: messenger RNA, 1341 nt
Organism: Effrenium voratum
Lineage: Eukaryota; Dinophyceae; Suessiales; Symbiodiniaceae
Source: the annotation of a GenBank genome assembly
AUGUUUGGAGGUUUGCAUGGUGGAGGUUUGCGUAUCAACAGAUGUGAUGGUAUUUUGGCCUCGUUGAACAACCCGACGUUUUCGGACGUUCAAGUUCGCCUCCCAAGCGGGAAGGAGACCUUGCACUGCCACCGGCUGGUGCUUGCUGCGGCGAGCCCGGUGCUGUGCAGCAAGUUCGGCUCGGAGUUCCAAGACGCCAAGGAGCCGCUUUGGGCGCCGGACUUCGGCUCGGGCGCGGCCUGGACAUGGCUGCUGCGGUGGAUGUACGGCGCCGAUGAGACCUUGCCGCCAGAGAUGAUCGUGGAGGUGCUGCUGCUGGCGGACCGCCUGGAGAUUCAGCCGCUUUUGGCCUCUGUGGAGACGCACGAUAUUCGAUUGCGCGACGGCAUCGUGGGGCAGAUCUUGGAGGCUUGGGCUUGCCCCGCAGUCCUCGAAAAGGUGGCUGCGCGUUGCAUUCCAUCCCAAUUGGGAUGUGCAGAUUGCGUGGAGCGUUCACUGGCCGGAGCCAACGUACCCAACGCAGUCCUGUUUCUGAAACACGUGCCUGUCCUGACUGAGCUUGACCGGCUUCAUCUGAUUCAGUGGUACCAGCGCUGUCGGAGCGAUCUGCCGGAGAACUGGUGGUUGGAGACUGUCAGAUGGGAGACAUGGCCCAGCAAAGCCUUGGACGCUGCACAUGAAGGAGAUCUCGCCCCGCUGGAGUUGCCGGAAGGUGUUUCCUUAAAGUGGAGUCCGGCUCUACAAACAAAGAUGCGGCGCUCCAUGUUUGAGCGCUGCACCAGGCUGGAGAGACUCGGUGCAACUUCUUGUCAAAUUACUCCGCAGGGUCUCAUUGCUCAUCACGGCGCACCUUUUAUCAGACCUGGGAUUUUCCACUACCUGCGAGAACGGACAGAGAAACUGGACGUACAAUUGUCGUCUUUCCGCGAGGUGCAUGGGCUUUUCUAUUCCUCCUGCUAUGAGCUGUUUGAUCUGGACACACAUGAAUUUGGCACAGAGGCUGAGCUGAACCCUUGGAUCGCAGUGACCCCGGAGAGGUGCACGCUGCGGCCUCUGGCGGUUGGCCUAAAGCAUGGAGACCAACCGGGGCAUCAUGUCUGCGAGUCUUUUGCGCUGGAAGCUCGUCGCCGUGGCGACGAAUGGCAAGAGCUGCUCCGGAUAACAGAUCAGCCACUGUCAGUCAAAGGCCAUGUGUUUGAACUUCCCCACAGCAAGCACUUCUUCAAGAGCAUCCGCGUGCGCAUGAUAUCGCCCCAGCGGCGGCCGCUGAUGGUGUCGUGGCUGGAGGUUUUCGGGCACCUCAAGACUGACUUGCCUGGCUGGACUGGUGCGGCAGCAUAG